AUGUGCGAGCCUCCAUCUUUUCCUCCACCAGCGUACGAAGAUUCAUCUCCUCCACCAUCUGCUCCAGUAGAUGAAUCUACACAAGUUGCUGUUCCAAUCGAAGCACCACCAAAUGACCGAUAUCCCGGAGUUUGUAAGCCAGAUACUGAUGUUCGAACUGCUAUUUUCAAUUUCAUGCUGUGGAAUUGGUUCUUCACUACUCCGAUUAUGUACGUUGCUCGUAUCUACGGAAUCUUUGCCAUUCCAUUCAACUACAAUGUAUUCGUUACGGCAGCUGUCACAUAUCAACAUCCAGAUUGCUUGAAACUUCUGAUGCGGUUUGCUAACACCUUCCAAGUUAUUCUUUGGACAGCCGGCCCUGUAUACUUCUUGUUCUAUAUCAUAACUUACAAAAGUUCAUCUGUUUUAGAAUUCAUCACUGUUUUCUGUGCCAUUGUUUACUUCUUGGUUGCCUCAGCCACGAUGCACCACCAAGAAGCCCUUGCCAAACAAGUCAGAGCAUUGGUCCAGGCCGAGAAAAAGAAAAAAAUGAAUACUAAUCAAGCUUAA
Molecule: messenger RNA, 549 nt
Organism: Caenorhabditis briggsae
Lineage: Eukaryota; Metazoa; Nematoda; Chromadorea; Rhabditida; Rhabditidae
Exons: 3
Coding region: 1-549 (182 amino acids)
Source: RefSeq, a predicted model, not a curated record